AUGGGCACAAGUUUGAUACACAUUGAGCUAAAUGAAAUGUUUGAUAAUUUACUGAAAAAUUAUGAUGAGAAACGUUUAAUGGUGAAUGAUGAAACUAAAUUUCUCAAUUACAUUCAAUAUAAAUUUGAUUGCUGUGGUAAAUUAAAUGUUGAAGAUUUGUUAGAUCGUAAACCAAUUAUUGCAUGUGGAAUGAAACCAAUUGAAAAGAAGGGAUGUUUAACGAAAGUUAUUGGCACGACAAAAUCCGGUCAAUUUCGUAUUGCAUUUGUUAGCAUCUGUAUAGCAAUGUGGCAGUUUUUCGGUAUCAUUAUUUACUCCUUCUUUACUUGUUCAAACUGGAAUAAUCAAAAUCACCAUCAUCAUUUUGAUUAUUAG
Schistosoma curassoni is the source of this 375-nucleotide messenger RNA. The record is from the annotation of a GenBank genome assembly. Lineage: Eukaryota; Metazoa; Platyhelminthes; Trematoda; Strigeidida; Schistosomatidae.